UGGUGCGUCUUUUGCCUUUUGCUUCCUUCUUCCCGAAGCUUUCUGCGGAGGGGGGGCGGGGGCUGAUACUUUACUCCCCCCUCUUUUCCUUAAGACACUGUCAUUUCCUCAGCAUUUCAUGCCAGACGGGCGAUCGGCUACUUUUGUUAACCCAAUUUCAGAGGCACUUUCUUUCGUUCUUUCUGUCUGUCUUUCUUUCUUCCUUUCUGUCUUUCUUGCACAUACUCUCAUUUCGCUCCACGUUUGCCCGAUCGAGUUUUUUUUCCUUCAGUUCUGUGGAUUUUAAAGAGUUUUGCAAGACACUUUCAUAUUUGAAGAAAGAAAGGAGAGAAAAAAAGGUUUUCAUGAUUUUUGUACCAGGUGGAGGAGCCUACGAUUGUGUUUUUGUCUGGCAACACUUAUUUAACGGACCGGUUUCAUGCACUAUAAAGAGCAGAUGUUGGAACAUUUGAAUUGAAAGAAAAAAGUGAAGAAGGAAAGGCCGGUUUUGAAAAAAGACAGUAGGAGAAGAAGAUAAACAUACAGUACUACAGGGAAAAGAGAGGAGAAGAAGAGACGGGGAUUAUGGGGAGAAAAAAGAUUCAGAUCACGCGGAUAAUGGAUGAGCGUAAUAGACAAGUGACAUUUACAAAGAGGAAGUUUGGUUUAAUGAAGAAGGCCUAUGAACUGAGUGUUCUUUGUGAUUGUGAGAUAGCUCUCAUCAUCUUCAACAGCACAAACAAAUUGUUUCAGUAUGCCAGCACGGAUAUGGAUAAAGUACUGCUGAAAUACACAGAGUAUAAUGAGCCACAUGAGAGUCGAACCAAUUCAGACAUUGUAGAGACAUUGAGAAAGAAAGGCCUUAAUGGUUGUGACAGUCCUGAUCCCGAUGCUGAUGAUUCAGCAUUGAGCAAGAAGGAGAACAAGGGUUGUGACAGUCCUGAUCCUGACUCCUAUUACAGUAUUACCCCACGCACUGAAGAAAAAUACAAAUCAAUUAAUGAAGAAUUUGAUAAUAUGAUCAAGAAUCUUAAAAUGCCCGCAGUUCAGCCUUCAAACUACGAGAUGCCAGUUUCAAUCCCGGUGACCAACCCAAACAGCCUGAUAUACAGCCAUCCUGGCAGCUCUUUGGGAAACCACAACCUGCUGCCACUGGCUCACCCAUCCUUGCAAAGAAACAGCAUGUCUCCAGGUGUAACGCAUCGGCCACCUAGUGCAGGCAACCCAGGUGGCCUGUUGGGUGCAGACCUCACAACUGGUGCUGGCACCAGUGCUGGAAAUGGGUAUGGAAAUCAUCGUAACUCACCAGGUUUGCUGGUCUCGCCUGGAAGCAUGAACAAGAACUUGCAAGCAAAGUCACCGCCCCCAAUGAACCUGGGGAUGAAUAACCGCAAGCCAGACCUCCGAGUGCUCAUUCCACCAGGCUCCAAGAACACAAUGCCAUCAAUAAAUCAGAGAAUAAAUAACUCACAGUCUGCACAAUCAUUGGCUACCCCUGUGGUUUCUGUAGCAACGCCUACUUUACCAGGGCAAGGAAUGGGUGGAUACCCAUCAGCCAUUUCUACUACAUACGGUACUGAAUAUUCAUUGACCAGUGCAGACUUAUCGUCACUCUCAGGAUUCAACAGUGCUAGCACUCUUCAUUUGGGAUCAGUGACAGGCUGGCAACAACAACAUUUGCAAAACAUGCAGCAUUCAGCUCUUGGCCAGUUAGGACCUUGCAAUAGCACUCACUUAUCUCAGAGUUCAAAUCUCUCCCUGCCUUCUACUCAAAGCCUCAACAUCAAGUCAGAACCUGUUUCUCCUCCUAGAGACCGAACCACCACGCCAUCUGGGUACCCACAGCCGCACUCACGCCACGACUCCGGAAGGUCUCCUGUUGACAGCCUGAGCAGCUGCAGUAGUUCCUACGAAGGCAGUGACCGUGAAGAUCACAGGAAUGACUUCCACUCGCCAAUUGGACUUGCCAGGCCCUCAACAGAUGAAAGAGAAAGCCCCUCUGUCAAGCGUGUGAGGCUUUCUGAAGGAUGGGCGACAUGAUAGAAUAGCUGUGUUUUUUUUUUUUUUUUUUUCCCUUGCAGCGUGUGUGUGCUAUACAUUUAAUGGGGUAACAUUAUUAUGGGGAAUGGGUUGGGGGCGGGUGAAAACUGGGGGCUGGAGGGGUGGGGGGGAACCUAUGCAUUAUUUGUGCUGUGUGUUGACAGAAAAAAAGUCAGGUACUCUGUUUUGUAAAAGUACUUUUAACUUGCCUCAGUUAUAUAAAAAUGAAUACAAUGAAAGCAUACAUUGCUGAGAUAACAGCCUAGCACUUGAGUUGUACAACUAAACACUUGUACAGAGUAGGUUUUAUUGCUAACUUGUUUUCCUUGCUGUACUCCCUUGCAAAAUGUAUGUUGCAAUAGAUAGUGUCAUGUUGCAGGUUCAACGUAUUUACAUGUAAAUAGAGGGGCGGGGAUGGGGGGUUUUAAAAUUUGCCAGACUUUGCAGAUUUAUUUACUGAAAGAGAAAGCUGUUAUGCAACAUUUAAAGAAAAUGUACAGAUGUUGUGACAGACCCAGUACCCAGAGACCUUUUAUAACAGAGGCCACCAAAUAUACCUGCCAGAAUUUAAGCAUAGCCAUUUGUAUUAUGGCGCUUAGUUCUAAAAAAUUAAUAAACAAGUAAAAUGGAAUUGAAAAAGUGGACCACACAUGUAUAAAUAGCAAAAUAAAAUUAAAGAUACUCAGAAGUUAUAAUUUAUUAUUAAAACCUGGGUCUGCAUUACAAUAUUACCUAUAAAUGAGAUGUACAUUACAUUUUGCUUAUAUUUUCAUAAAAAGAGGAAAAAAUUGCAAAGCAUUUGUGGCUUUUUGUAGUUAAUCCAAGCCAGAAUGUGUUUUUUUAUAGCUUCGCUAAUUAAAUGAAGAAGAAGGUCAUAGACAUAAAGAAGGUAAAUGAGCUUUUUUGUAUAGAAAAAAGCACUACUCUAAGCCAUGAAAAUAAAAUUUAAAAUAAAAAUCCACGCUUUGCUGAACAAAGUAACUGUUUUCUCUUUGUAGACAAUUUUUUUUGUUUAAAAAAGUGUAUUUCUAAUUAUAUAUAAUAUUAAGAAUCUUCUAAAACAAAUCUGUGAAAUGAAUAAGCUUGUGUAUACCUUUCAUACAUACAUUUUAUAUGACUAUAUAUAUAUGUAUAUAUAUAUAACUUUAUAUAGAGUAUCUAUAUAUAUAUUUGUAUAUAUAUAUAGUCAUAGCAAGCAUUGUUUUACCUUAUUAGUGGGGAUAUAUUAUAUUUGUGCAGUUGCACAUUUCAGUAUCAAAUGUUUGCUUUUUUUUUUCUUUCGUUUAUUACAAAAUCGGACACACUUUUUAUUUUAAUAAUAGUAACCAGCCAAAACAAUCCUUUCAUCAUAUUGAGUGUAUGGAACAGUCCCUUUGUAGCAAUAUCUUGCUAUUACAUGACUGGCAGUUAUCCGUUGUGUAUAACUAAAGCUUCAACUUAAUAACAAUGACCAACGAAAAAAACAUAAACUAUGUAAAUAACAUCUGGAGUGAAGUGGAAACAUCCAAAUAACAAGGUUCAGAAAUGGUUGGUAGGUCUCUUGUUAUGUUUUCUCAUUUUAGUCCCAAGCCAAAAGUUGAAUUAUCACUAAAUAUUUAUCCAAGUGUAUAUUGCUAAAGUUGUUUUUUUUUUUUUAUUAUUACCUACACGAUCCACAUUUUCACCACAUACCCAUACUUCAAAUCUUUCGCGAAACUUGUGUCUGUUAUUGAAAAAAAAAAGAAAAAGAAAUAUUCAGAAUAAAUUAAUAUAUUAAACUUUUGUUGAUCUCAGGUAUUCUGUGUAUUUAGCUAUGAAGUCUUUUGACUUUUAUGUGACUGAACUUGUAAUCUGUUUGGACAAUGGUGACACAAAUGGAUGCCAGUCAGCCCGUUGUGUUCCCCUAAUCACUGUAUACUUGAAAAGAUGGCAGCAAAAACAAUUAAGAAAAAACAAGGAGCUGGUUAACGAAAGAGAAGCACAACUCUCAUCAGCAUCAGCCCCUUAUUUAUUUAUUUUACUAUUAUUUCUAUUUUUUAAUUAUUAGCAAAAUAAAAGCUAUCAUAUUCUUUCUUGUCAAACUUGGCAUUAUCCAGUUUAUUUAAUUGCUAUGCGUAGCAUUACUUUUUGUUCAAUUCUGGGGCAGAGCCCUGAUUUAAGGUUCUCAUUCAUUGAAUGAGACAGCACAAAGUUAGUUGAAUAUAAAUUUAAGAAAAUACAAUACCAAAGUUUUCUUAAGUUGCAAUUUUUUUAAAGCAAAUUCCAGGGCUUAGUAUUAUGUACACACACAAUGUUUUCUGCUUUUACCUUUAAGCACAUAACACCUAAAUAUGUGAUGUUUACAACCUGAUCUAUAAAUGUAUGAAUUAAAAAUUGAUAGAACCAUAUAUACAGUGUAUAUACACAGACAAACAUACACACAUGCACACACAGAGGUUCUUAGAAUACAAUUAGAACUUUUCAUUAGCAAAGUUCUGCAACUACCUAGUCAGGUUGUGAAUUUUAUAUGUUUGAUGUUACUCUGGGAAUAUAGUGGUUCAUUAUGGAAUAAUAAUAGUCAUGAUGUCUUCCUUUGUCCAGGCUUUGGUCAGUUAAUCUGGCCUCUUCCCUCUAACAUCUACUGUAUGCUUCUUCUACAAUCAAUACUGUUUUGACCUUGCUCAUAUUUAUCUUUUUAUUAAACAUAUGCCAAUUGUCUCAAUCAGCAUUUGGAAUUCUAUAUGCAUUUACAAAAAGGAUAAAUUGGACAAUAUAUAUUAUCAAUUAUUGCUUGUGCCACCUGAUUCUUAGAAGAUAAAAGGUAAAAUAUGAGGUGCAAUUUUUGUCUCUUUGGUAAUGCUGGUUUCCUCCCACAACAGAUUUUUAAAAAGGACUGAUAGAAUAAAGAUUUGAUAACCAUGAAAACUUUAGGUCACACAUGAAGACUAUUGUCAAUAUAUUUUAACCAAAGAAAAGAGAGCAAUCCAGGAUUACUUUCUUAAAUGAAUCAUUUUUAUUGGACUACUCUCUUUGCUCAUACCUCAAUAAUUCAUGUAGUACCUGAAAAAAACACAAAAAGGUCAGUUCUGUGAAGGAUGAUAUGUUGCAUUUACUGGCAAAAAUUAAGAAACGUACAUGUCAAUAUUUUCAAAAGUAUUUCAUAACUUCUUGCAUUAAACCCACAGAAUUCUUGGAUUGCUCCAGCUGGUUUAAUAUUUCAUUUCUUCUUCUUGUUUUUGUUUGUAUUGUUUUCUGAAAAUUGUGUCCAUGAAAACAGUAGUACAAAAUGUAGCUUGUAGUAAAAAAAAAAAAAUACAAAAAUGGGGAAAUGAUAAUGUUUGAGGCAAAACUAGAAAAAGAGGCUUACAGCGGCAUAAGCUGGACUUUGUCGCCACUUGAAAACAAGAUGUUAUUACUAAAUUAAACCACAUCUGUUUAUCUCAAGGGACUUAAUUCAGCUGUAUGUAGAGAAUAAAAUGGGAAAAUAUUAAAAUUUCUCCUGCUGGAACAUAAGGUAUUAUUUGUAUUUUGCAGACAAUUAAGUAAAGAUACUGGCUUUUUUAGUUG
Messenger RNA from Erpetoichthys calabaricus (reedfish), 5544 nucleotides. Its product is annotated as myocyte-specific enhancer factor 2C. NCBI's taxonomy places the organism in Eukaryota, Metazoa, Chordata, Cladistia, Polypteriformes, Polypteridae. Gene Ontology annotation, biological process: heart development; positive regulation of transcription by RNA polymerase II; cell differentiation. Bases 565 to 2019 code for a protein of 484 amino acids. Gene Ontology annotation, molecular function: DNA-binding transcription factor activity, RNA polymerase II-specific; protein dimerization activity; histone deacetylase binding. The record is from RefSeq and is a predicted model, not a curated record. The transcript has 11 exons.